Molecule: messenger RNA, 1339 nt
Organism: Pseudophryne corroboree (corroboree frog)
Lineage: Eukaryota; Metazoa; Chordata; Amphibia; Anura; Myobatrachidae
Gene: NME6
Product: NME/NM23 nucleoside diphosphate kinase 6
Exons: 6
Coding region: 307-846 (179 amino acids)
Biological process (GO): negative regulation of cell growth; CTP biosynthetic process; GTP biosynthetic process
Cellular component (GO): mitochondrion
Molecular function (GO): nucleoside diphosphate kinase activity
Source: RefSeq, a predicted model, not a curated record
GAGAGCCGCCUGGCAGGUUUACGACAGUGUAACGUGUUGGUCUCCGGUGACAUGUGGUUAGGGCUAUGCCGGCUGACAUCUUUUAGAAGCCUCUAGCUGUACAAAGGCUUAGGAUUUGACACCAACAAAAUGGCUCCAACAUUCUGCAUCGCGGAGACAUAGAGAGGAAGUUGCUGUUAAGAAGUAGCGCUGCUGCUGGCACCCACGAAGUUUUAAUCUCACAAAUUGUGUUGGCGUCUGACUGUUACCAUAGAGAAGGGCAAGGGCGGAAGGUCAGGCGGGUUUUGUCUCUGUCUACAUUUCAUCAUGGCCACAUUCCGCUGGACCCGCUCACUGCAGCUUACUCUAGCUGUAAUCAAGCCUGAUGCUGUGGCCCAUCCAGUUAUAUCUGAAGCUGUACACGAGAAGAUACUAAACAACAACUUUCUUAUAGUAAAAAGUAAGGAGCUGCAAUGGCGGGUAAAAGAUUCUCAGAAUUUCUACAGUGAACAUACAGGACGGUUCUUUUAUCAACGGUUGGUUGAGUUCAUGUCAAGUGGUCCAAUGCGAGCAUACAUCCUGGCUCAUGAGGAUGCUAUCCAGCUGUGGAGGAAGCUGAUGGGUCCAACAAAAGUGUUCCGUGCCCGUAUUGUAGCACAAGACACUAUCCGUGGUAAUUUAGGAUUGACUGACACUCGUAACACAACACAUGGGUCAGAUUCAGUAGAGUCGGCAUGUCGUGAAAUCUCUUUCUUCUUUCCGGAGUUCAGUGUGAGUAGCUGGUACAAGGAGCAAGAGCCUAUAUAUAGGGCUGGGCCAUUAUGCUAUGACUUGGAGAGACUGGAGCAUCGACUUGUGGGAAAGUGAAAGAACAGUGGUGCUGCGCUGGACAAUCUGUGGUCUACUAAUGGCAUUUUAAUAUGAGGACAAUGAUGUGCUUCUUCAUUCACAGUGUUGACAUUUGACAAGUCAAUAUACUUGUGUCGACAUGUUGUACCACACACUUUAGCUUCAACCAAUGAAACCUAUCACAUCUGAGGAGCACUACCCAUACUCAAGUUAUGCAAUUUAUGGGUUUAGAGGGCAAUCAGUCAGUGGAUUAUAACUGCUUUCAAUUUAAUUGAUGGAAGGGAAAUAAUGCAGUAGAUGCUAAGUCAACUCUUCUGUGUGUGGUCAGAAUCUAUUACUCUGGCCAAUGGUUUUCCAUCCAUUGUUUUAUUUUUGGAAAGUAGGUAGGUAUGCCAAUGAAGCAUAAAAACCAAACAUAAAUAAAAUAAAUUGUAUGCAAUUUCUAUGCUGCCCCAUAAACAUAAUAAAUCCAGCCAUAUCUGUUAUAAUGAUGGAUUGGGUUGAACCGUGA